Cyclospora cayetanensis is the source of this 1371-nucleotide messenger RNA. RefSeq lists its product as uncharacterized. The coding region runs from base 1 to 1371 and encodes 456 amino acids. Gene Ontology annotation, cellular component: cytoplasm. Gene Ontology annotation, biological process: protein refolding. NCBI's taxonomy places the organism in Eukaryota, Apicomplexa, Conoidasida, Eucoccidiorida, Eimeriidae. The transcript is spliced from 10 exons. The record is from RefSeq and is a predicted model, not a curated record.
AUGGAGGACAUAUUCUUUCAUAUGCUCUUCGUGGUGCCACUCACGCGGUGGAUCACCAGCAUUGAUCGACCUUGGAACCGGAAGUCUACGAAAGUUGGCGCGUGCCUUGCGCUUGUGGCGCUCUUCAUCAUUGGAAUGUUGCAAUCAACCCGCGAGCCAAAUCACUUUGAGACGAUCGGCGUUCCCCCUAAUGCGCCUCCUCGGGUGGUGUCAUCAACGUACAGAAAGCUCUCCCUCCAGUACCACCCCGAUAAGAACCCAUCCAUGGAGGCCAAGGAGAUGUUCGCAAAGAUCCGCGAGGCACACGAGGUUAUUGGGAGUGAAAAGAGGAGGGAUGCAUUUUGCCGCUUCGGGGAUUUCUCGACGGACGGGGCUGUGGAUGAUGAGCAUUUUUACGAUGUUCUGCUUGUAGCCGUCUUUCACUGCCUAAUUCCUUUUGUCUUUGGAUAUCUGCACACCUUUGGCGAUGCAUCUCUCACCACUCGACAGUUCUUCUGCAGCUAUUUGGCGCUCGUUUUUGCUUCCGAGUUGUUGCUGCGCUUUGACAGCAGCGCGUACGGCCUCUUUUCCUUUAUGCCUUUUGUUGGAUCUUACUUGCCCUUUGAGAAGGUCGUUGUUUUGCACAACUGGGUGCCGAUAGUUUUGAAUGCGCUGCUUCUUUUGGGCCCGGAUUUUGCAAAUCAGCAGGAGGAGCUUCGCGAAGAAGUGUGCAGACACCUGCUGAAAUCGGCUCUCGACAACAUUACCCAGUUGGAAGCGUUUCUGGAGGUUGCGGAGGGUGUCUUGGUGAAGAGUGGAGCUCUCCCGCUGCGCGUGCGGUGGGCGAGGGCUGCGCAGUUGGAGGCAGAAGCUGCUGCAGCAGCAGGGCAGAAGGGACCCCCCCCUGCAGACGCAGCGGAGCGCUUCGUGCAGCGAGUAUCCGCAAGGCGGCUGCAGCAGCGCCUCCUUCGAGAAAAGGCGAAGGAGGAGGCGGAGGUGGCAGCGGUCUUCGCCAAGAUUCCCUUCAAAGAAAAUGUGAACCCCAAGAUCGUCGAGGCUGAGCGAAAGGCGCAGCUUACAGCUCUUGGCUUCACAGAAACAAGCGAACCAGCAACGCCUUGGAGGCUCAAUCCCAGUGCAAGAUCCGAGGAGGAAACACCGGAUCUCUGGGGGCAGGCAAUGGACAACGAAGCGCGCACAUGGCCAGAAGGUUUAGAAUUGAAUGACUUGCUACGUCGUGAAGACUGCACCACGUAUGGCUUCGACUUGAAGCGCAAGGGCUUCCUGAAACUCCUAGAUCGCUAUGAGGAGGAUGCGGAGAAGGGCAGUGGUAUAUCCCUAGGUUCCGUAAUUUUCUUCGGGAUGAUCUUUUUUCGGUGGUAUUCAAGCUAA